Molecule: messenger RNA, 1452 nt
Organism: Microdochium trichocladiopsis
Lineage: Eukaryota; Fungi; Ascomycota; Sordariomycetes; Xylariales; Microdochiaceae
Exons: 3
Coding region: 313-1452 (379 amino acids)
Molecular function (GO): FAD binding; D-amino-acid oxidase activity
Source: RefSeq, a predicted model, not a curated record
GGCCCUGACGUUCGUAAUCAGCUGAGGCAACGACCACGACCACGGGCCCUCUAGCACAGUCAGUUUGUCAUACGAGAGUGGCUCGUUCGACCCCGUCCGCCCUGAGAAUAAUAUUCUUCAUCCCUCGUGGAGGAAAAUACAACCUUGGUCGUUGGGUUAUAUAUCUACUUCUCCCUUCUCGGCUCGUUAGGACGGCAGUGCAGUAAAGCAACGAUAGCCCAAUCGACAAGCACACCGAGUUGCUACGGAGGAUCAAAGGCAGACAGUAUCGAAGUGCUCGCGGCCUAUUACGACAGUACAACAAUAUCCACCAUGGCCAAGAAAAUUGUCAUCAUUGGCGCCGGCGUGUCGGGUCUGACCAGCGCCAUGCUGCUCUCGCGCGACAAGGACUACUCCAUCACCGUGGUGGCCAAGCACAUGCCCGGAGACCUCGACGCGAUGUACGCCUCGCCGAUUGCGGGAGCAAACUACCUUCCGAUGUCCGACCGAGAAAACUCCCAAUACGAAGCCCGCACACUCCCCGAGCUCCAGCGGCUGGCCAGCCACGUCCCCGAGGCCGGGAUCCACCACCAGCGCGCGCGCCUGUACCGACGAGAAGCCGACAUGCCCACCCUGCGGCAGGGCAGCAACGGGUUCAACGGCAUGUUUCUCGAGAAUCCGUGGUACCAGGAAGUGGUGAACAAUUUCGUGGAGCUCGAGGUGACGCCCGAGAUGACAGCCGCGGGGAUCGCGGGCGGGUGCGAGUUUGACAGCGUGUGCAUCAACACGCCCGUUUACCUGUCGUGGCUGGUCGGGAAGUGCCGGGCGAACGGGGUGGUGUUCAAGAGGGGCAGUGUCAAGAGCUUGGCGGACGCGAGGCGGUGGUGGAGCUCGAGCGAGAAGGCGUUUGCCGAGGCCAAGGAGAAAGGGGAGGAAGGGCCGGCGGAUAUCGUGCUCAACAUGACGGGCCUCGGGGCGUUGAAGCUGGGCGGGGUGAUGGACCAGGCGAUGGUGCCGAUGCGCGGACAGGUCGUGGUCGUGCGCAACGUGGCCCCCGUCAUGUUUGGCACCUCGGGCACCGACGACGACGACGAGGAGCUUACGUACGGCAUGACCCGGGCUGUCGGCGGCGGGACCGUCCUGGGCGGCACGUACCAGCGCGGCAACUGGGACAGCCAGCCGGAUGCGGCCACCGCCCUGCGCAUCAUGCAGCGGUCCAUCGACACGGUGCCGGAGCUACUCAACGGCACGGGCAAGAAGGACAUCACAGGUCUCGAAAUUAUCCGGCACGCGGUCGGCUUCCGACCUUACCGCGAGGGCGGCGUCCGCAUCGAAAAGGAGAAGAUGCCGGAUGGCAGCUGGGUCGUGCACAACUAUGGCCACUCCGGGUGGGGAUACCAGGGCUCGUACGGCUGCGCGGAGAAGGUCGUGGCUUUGGUCAAGGAGGUGUCGAGGGACAAGGCCAAGUUGUAG